Peniophora sp. CBMAI 1063 is the source of this 207-nucleotide messenger RNA. The record is from the annotation of a GenBank genome assembly. Lineage: Eukaryota; Fungi; Basidiomycota; Agaricomycetes; Russulales; Peniophoraceae.
AUGGGUGUGCGCCGGCGUUUCGAGAAGACUGGCAAGAAAGACAUCCUCAUAAAUACUUCUGGCACGGGCGUGCUUGCUGGCGACGCGAAAAGCAUGCACGACGAUCGCGUCACUUACGACGACAAUAGCGUUGAGAGCAUUGAGUUUUCGACCAAAGCUACACACGCAGCUACAUCAUCCUCCCAUCCACAAUCUGUGGUCUCCUAA